Molecule: messenger RNA, 352 nt
Organism: Adineta ricciae
Lineage: Eukaryota; Metazoa; Rotifera; Eurotatoria; Adinetida; Adinetidae
Source: the annotation of a GenBank genome assembly
AUAUUGUAUUACUACAUUCACAACAUCACCAAUACAUCACUUCUUUUUUUCAUACGUAUAUUUGUCGAUCGUCCUUCUUGAUGAUCAUGUUCAUGUUACGAUGAAGUAAUAACGACGACGGUUCUACACCGCGUCGGUGGUCAGUGAAGGUAGGUGAAUUUGUGUGUUUCUCGUUGCGCCUUUCCACAUACAUCACGUAUGAUGGGGAAUUCGUGUUUUUGUUUUUGAAUACCUAGAUUAGAUAUCUCCAAUAGUGUCAAAUAUUCCAGAAAAAAAAACCAAUCAUCAGAAAUAUCAAUCGAACGAAAUACAGACAGACUGCCUCUCGAUAACUGUCCCGAACAUCAUGUAA